Molecule: messenger RNA, 485 nt
Organism: Acomys russatus (golden spiny mouse)
Lineage: Eukaryota; Metazoa; Chordata; Mammalia; Rodentia; Muridae
Product: translation machinery-associated protein 7
Exons: 3
Coding region: 192-386 (64 amino acids)
Source: RefSeq, a predicted model, not a curated record
CUACAGUGGCAACGUUUCCCUCCGGACCCUUCCGGUAAGGUCACUCGGACGGUUUUGCGCAUGGCCGGAAAAAGCGCGCGGAUUUCUUUUCCUGGGACGCUGGAGCUUUUAGAAGCACUUCGCUUUCGGCGGCCGGUCUUCUAGUGAUUCAUUAGAUUUGCCCUCGGCUUAGGGUCAGAGCUGUAGGCGCUAUGUCGGGCCGAGAAGGUGGCAAAAAGAAGCCCUUGAAACAGCCCAAGAAGCAGACCAAGGAGAUGGACGAGGAAGAUAAGGCUUUCAAGCAGAAACAGAAGGAGGAGCAGAAGAAACUCGAGGAAAUGAAAGCCAAGGCAUCGGGCAAGGGCCCCCUGGCCACAGGUGGAAUUAAGAAAUCUGGCAAAAAGUAAGCUGAAGUUGUAUCCUGGAGCCUGUUAAACAUCUGGAUUCCCUGCCAUAAUAGCUGUGUCACAUACAGCUAGAAUGGAGUGUUAUCCUGAAGCCUAUUG